AUGGGGUUUGGUCAAAUCUGGUUUUUAGAGGACCUUCUUUCAUCUAGAAAACUAUCUCCUCUUCAUCUACUUGAGACCUAUAUUUAGACGAAAGAGUUAUUUUUUUAUUACAUUCGAUGAUAUAUAUAAGGUGUAAGAAAGUUCAUGUAAUCCAUUUUGGGAACUUCUUUUAUUUGUCAACUCGUUUUCCAAUCUUUUUCUUCAUAUAAAAAUUUAGAAGGCUCAACAUUGUUCUAGGAAUCGCUGCUGUUGAUCGGAUAUACAUGACCAACCUGAGCUUGACCAAGGUCAUUGUUGAUUUGGAGUGAGCUAUAACAUAUAUAUGGUGGAAGAAGAGAAUAUAGAAGAAGCCUGUAGGAAGGCUGUGGAGGAAGAUGAUGGACCCAAAGGAGUAUGUUACUGUUUUUGGGGUCCCAUAUAUUGGUUUAAGAUGCUUGCAGUGGAAAUGCAUUGGAGCUUCGUAUUUGGAGUUGUAUCGAUUUAUGGGAUAAAUCAGGGGUUAGGGGGGGCUCUUUCUCGCAUCGGCACAGAGUAUUACAUGAAGGAUGUUCAGAGGGUGCAGCCUUCCGAGGCUCAGGUUUAUUCAGGGAUUACUUCCAUCCCUUGGAUUAUCAAGCCUAUUUGGGGGCUUCUCACUGAUGUUGUUCCAAUAAUGAGUUAUCGAAGACGGCCUUACUUCAUUUUAUCAGGUAUGCUUGGUGUAGUUUCAAUGCUUUUCAUAUCACUGCACAGCAAGCUGCAACUGGUUUUUGCCAUCCUGGCAUUAACAGCAGGAAAUUUAGCGGGAGCUGUAGCUGAUGUGACUGUUGAUGCUUGUGUUGCACAGAACAGCAUUAGUCACCCUUCUCGUGCAGCUGACAUGCAAAGCUUGUGUACUUUGAGCUACUCUUUUGGUGGAUUACUGGGAUUCUCUAUUAGUGGUGUUUUUAUAAACCUAAUUGGUCCAAAGGGGGUGUUCGGAUUGCUGACUCUUCCCGCUGCACUUAUAUCUUUAGUUGGGAUUCUGCUUUCCGAGCCCCAAGUGUCCAACUUUGCCUACAAUGAGGUAAACCAGAAAUUCCAUGAUGCUGCCAAAUCUAUGUGGACAACCUUGAAAGGUCCUGAUGUUUGGAGGCCAUGUUUAUAUAUGUAUAUAUCCACAACGGUGAGCUUGAAUAUAAAUGAAGGGUUGUUUUAUUGGUACACAGACUCGAAGGAGGGCCCAUCUUUCUCUAAGGAGGCUGUUGGUUACAUUUUCUCAAUGGGUGCUAUCGGUUCCUUCUUGGGGGCAUUACUGUACCAAAAUGUGCUGAAGAAUCGGUCCUUGCGAGACAUGCUGUUCUGGACACAAUUGCUGUUUGGUUUAGCAGGAAUGCUAGACCUGAUGUUGGUGCAACGAAUGAAUUUGAGAUUCGGCAUACCGGAUUAUCUUUUCAUUGUGAUCGGUGAAGCUGUUUCUCAAAUGAUUUAUCGCCUCAAAUGGAUGCCCCUCCUUGUGCUUUGUUCCAAGCUUUGCCCUUCAGGUAUUGAGGGCACUUUUUUUGCUUUGCUCAUGUCAAUCGGUAACUUAGGAGAUCUUUCAUCUUCGUGGGGUGGUGGCUUGCUGCUUCAUGUGUUGAAUGUUACAAGGAUAAAAUUCGAGGAUCUCUGGCUCGCCAUAUUGAUCCGAAACAUACUGAGAGUUUCGCCACUAUGUCUAUUGUUUUUGGUACCCAAAGGUGACCCCAACGCUUUCAUGUUGAGUACCAAGGACGAGGCUGAAACCUCAGAGCCCGACAACAUUGAGUUGGCAUCUCUGAUUCACAGCGUUGAUGAUAAGUUUUAACAAGAAUCAUUCAACUUAACUUUCAAGCUUGUGUAGCAGAGAAUGAUAGCCAGCAUUGCUUUCCCAAUGGCAUACAUAUGCUCAUGACAUGGUGGCAAAUUCAACGUUACUUCAUGCCUCUACAAUGGCUUAGAGAAUAUGAUAAUUAAGAUGGCGCAUUCUGCUAUGUAUAAUAUACUUCCCGAACAUUUGAAUUCCGGUUCACAACAAAACUCAUCAUCAUAAAUAUGAUCAUUAUCAAACAAACCAAAAGAGAAUCUUUUGGAUCAAGUUGUUGAUAUUAUUUAUUUUGAUAAAUUCCAAAAUACCUAAGAUCUUUUUCUACUAAAACCAAAAGGCAUUAAUUUAAUCAAAUUAUAUUAUUGUGUCAAUAUUUCAUCAUUAGUUCUGCUAUUCUUGUAUUAAAACAUUCCAAGACAUAUGUUUAUAUUGUAUUUU
This is a messenger RNA of Gossypium raimondii (Peruvian cotton), 2242 nucleotides long. RefSeq names its product probable folate-biopterin transporter 2. NCBI's taxonomy places the organism in Eukaryota, Viridiplantae, Streptophyta, Magnoliopsida, Malvales, Malvaceae. The record is from RefSeq and is a predicted model, not a curated record. The transcript is spliced from 5 exons. The coding region runs from base 323 to 1804 and encodes 493 amino acids.